Scatophagus argus is the source of this 3518-nucleotide messenger RNA. RefSeq names its product tropomodulin 2 (gene tmod2). NCBI's taxonomy places the organism in Eukaryota, Metazoa, Chordata, Actinopteri, Scatophagidae. The record is from RefSeq and is a predicted model, not a curated record. Gene Ontology annotation, biological process: pointed-end actin filament capping; myofibril assembly; muscle contraction. Gene Ontology annotation, cellular component: striated muscle thin filament; myofibril. The transcript is spliced from 10 exons. Bases 293 to 1333 code for a protein of 346 amino acids. Gene Ontology annotation, molecular function: tropomyosin binding.
GGAAUUAGUAUGUCAGUCCAGUUAACGGGGGAGCCGUUGUGUUUUACAUAAUACUUAUAUAUUUGCUGGUUUAGCUAAACGGCUAGCAACUUGAGUCAACUGCAAAGGUUAGCGUGUUAGCUGCUACAUGUCAUCGGGCUAUUUCGCAUGGUGUUAACGUGACUGUAUCCGCGACACACGUAGCUAAGUUACCACAGUAGCCUCUCCCUGGUCUGGAGCAGUGAGUCCUAAAAAGAAACAUUGUGGCUGUGGUCUGCUGUUCAGUGUUGCUUAGAAAGCUAUAGCCGGCACCAUGGCGUUGUCGUACAAGAAGGAUCUGGACAAAUACAAGGAUCUUGACGAAGAUGAAAUCCUCAACAAACUGUCGGCGGAGGAGCUCAAACAGCUGGAGACGGCCCUCGAGGAGAUAGACCCUGAGAAUGCUCUUCUGCCAGCAGGCUUACGCCAGAAGGACCAGACGACUAAGAAAGCAACAGGAACAUUUGACAGAGAGAGCCUCCUCAAAUACCUGGAGAAGGAAGCCAUGGAGUACAAGGACAGAGAUGAUGUAGUGCCCUUCACUGGAGAGAAAAAAGGUAAAAUAUUUGUUCCUAAGCAGAAACCAGUGGAAACACGCCAGGAGGAAGCCACAACCCUUGAUCCAGAAUUAGAGGAAGCCCUGUCCAGUGCCACAGAUACAGAGCUGUGUGAUCUAGCAGCGAUCCUGGGUGUUCACACACUGGUCACCAGUAGUCAGACAUACGAUGGGACUGGAAGUAAAGAGGGCUACAACAAUGUGAUCAAAGGGGAGAAGAUGAAUCCAGUGUUUGAUGAGCCUCCAAAUCCCACUAAUGUAGAAGAAACUCUGCAGAGGAUAAAAAGCAAUGACAGCUCAUUAACAGAAGUCAACCUCAACAACAUUAAGAACAUUCCAAUUCCCACUCUGAAGGAAUUGGCCAAAGCCAUGGAGAAGAACACACACGUCAAGAAGUUCAGCAUGGCAGCAACACGGAGUAACGACCCGGUUGCUGUGGCAUUCAGUGACAUGCUGCGAGUGAACAAGACUUUGCGAGGUUUGAACUUGGAGUCCAAUUUCAUCACUGGAGCAGGAGUGCAGGCUUUGGUUGACGCGUUGCGAGACAACGACACGCUCACAGAGAUCAAGAUAGACAACCAGAGGCAGCAGCUGGGUACCAACGUUGAGAUGGAGAUAGCGAAAAUGUUGGAAGAGAACAACAGCAUAGUGAAGUUUGGCUACCACUUUGCACAGCAAGGACCUCGCUCUAGAGCUGCUGCAGCUAUCACCAAGAACAACGACCUAGUGCGCAGGAGACGAGUGGAAGGAGACCUGUAGAGAUGGCGCCCAACGCGUCUCCCAGCCAAUCCUGUCGUUUCAUCUCACCACGUGGAAUUAUUUCAGCCAAUGCCCUGCUCUCAUCUCACUGUGUGGAAACUUAAGUCUUGUGCCAAAAUGUGGGGCAAGGCGCACUCAACCAGAACAUACAUCCGAGAAGAAGGGAAAUAACUGGAAUCGCCCUCUCCGAUACACAUGUUCAUAUCUAUGUUUAUUAUUAUGUUGUUAUUGAAGGUGUAAAUCUGAUUAGUUUUUAGUCAUUUCAUUUCAGCUGCUCCUUUUUUUUGAGCCUUUGUAUGAUCUGUCCAGACUUUUUACCUACCUUUUCCUUUUAUACUAUGCUAUAAUCCAGUGAAAAUUACAUAAACAUGACCAAGUAACAGAAACAACAGUAACAGCUUUGUAGAAACAGUAACUAACAUGGAGAAGCUGUAUUCUCUGCCAUGAUAAUUUGAGGCCUGAGCUUCCAGUGGAGUUCCUUCAUUGAACAAGCAGAUGAUGGGGCUAGCGUACAGGUUGGUUGAGACUUAGCCUUGACUACUUGCCAGCAAACCUGCUCUGACUGUAAGGUGACACAAGCAUUCGUAAGGUAACAUAGUUUACCAUGUAAUAAUCCACUAAUUCUUGGUUCUUAUGUUGCUGAUCAGACCACUGCUAUACAUUCCAUCUGCAUGGUGGUGGCUCACAGGUGUUGUUUAUGCGAGUUGCCUUGUAAAAGCCUUGUGUGUAACGGUUAACUGCGUGCUGACCUCAUGCUGCAGUCAGCCAAACAGCAGAUGUUGGCUCACGCCCUUUGUAUCAAUGUAAUACUCUUAGUAUCAAUGCAAAAUCUUUUAUAUUACUCAACUGUCUUAUUCCAACUGAAGAUCUUGUCUUUGUACGGUUUAAAUUCUGAUGUUUAUUCUGAUCGUUUAUAUCCCUUAACAGGAAAUUAUAAGUAGGUUUCAAAUAAAAGUGGGAUUGUCCCGUGAAAUGAACAUUAAGUAGCACUGAGGUUAUUAACCUCUGUCUAGAAUGAAGGAGCUUUGAUCUGGAUCUGCUCUUACACGUGAUGUCGUGGGUGUUCUGCUCAACACGCUUGGUUACUCUGUGCUUAAUCAUGCCAAAGACUAACAAAUGCAGAACUUAAAGUAUCAAUAUUAAACUUUAAGGGUUGUUGGUUCAGGUUUUGACUUUGUCUGCUUCCUUGCAGUGCAGAUCCGGGAAAGAGAAAUCUGGAGGUCAACAACGAUAAUCUAGAAUUUUUUUUAUUAUUAUUAAAGAUCAUGCCAUUAAAAUUUAUUUUUCAUGUUUUUUCUCGGUUCCAUUUAUUGAAAAAUGUUCGGCAAGUCGUUCAGUGAGAUGUGAGGAAGAGUCGGCAAACAGGUUGUGUGAGACUUCUCAGGUUGCCACUAACUUGUGAAAUGUUUCUGUGAGCUACAUCUCCCAGUUAGAAAGUCUUGUACAGAUUGUAAAUGUUACUUUUCUCCACUCCCUCACACAAACACUUUUCACUUGGAUCUCAGCAGCAUCUCGGCAGUAGCAUGUCAUUCGUUGUGUGACAGGUGACGACAUGCUAUGUGUGCCUCAAGCUCAACUUCCAGAGGUACUCUCACCUGCUUGAGAUGGCUGUGACAGGACUUAUUCAGGCGUUACUUGAAACUUGUAUAUACUGUUUAUGUGUUAUAGGAGCAAUAUACUGGCAUGAAGUCCUCACUUGUGAACAUCAUGUUUCUGUUGACCAAAAACGCUCUUUCAUCUUAACAGCCUUACAUUCCUUGGACAAGAGCUGUAUGGCUGAGUUCAGUACUUUGGGGUUUUAUAUCUGCGUGCUUCUGCCACAUCAUAUCUGUCAUAUCUGCUAGUAUUUCUUCUUGGAACUUUUUGCUUUUGUUUUCUUUCACUACUGUGCUUUGCUGGUGGAUAGCUAAAGUGGAAAACUGCUUCUUUGCUUGGGCUUGUUCAGAAUAUUCUGUGAUUCAUAAUACUGUAUGUAUAUUAACUGUAAAAUACCAUCUCAAAAAUGUGUGUACCACAUAAAUCUACACAAUGCAUUGCAGAGAUUUUUUUUUUUUUUACUUCUUUAAAUCAAAACCCAGGUGUAUACUCAACUUAAGGAAUAUGUACUAUUAUAAAACCACAAGACUGGUAAAACGCACUGCUGAAUAUAAAACAUCCUCAACAAUAAAUGUUUUUACAUACUCUA